AUGCCUGAGCAGGAAGCCCCCUACGACCCCUAUAUCCCCAGUGGCCAGGCUGGAGCCCAGCAGCAGCAGGGUGCUGGCGGCAAUGCUAGGACGCAGGCACUGCAAGCUGUAAGUUGUUUUCCUAAUGAUUUAAUUGAUGCGCUGCAAAUCGACGACACCGUGGGUGUGAUGCGUGACAAUAUCAACAAGGUAUCUCAACGUGGUGAGCGACUCGACGCUCUUCAGGAUAAGACCGACAACUUGGCUGUUUCAGCACAAGGUUUCCGCCGAGGAGCCAACAGGGUCCGAAAGCAGAUGUGGUGGAAGGACAUGAAGAUGCGCAUGUGCCUGAUUAUUGGUAUCAUUAUUCUGCUGGUCAUUAUCAUUGUCCCCUCUGUUGUGGCUACCCGCUAA
Messenger RNA from Fusarium poae, 393 nucleotides. RefSeq names its product SNAP receptor, synaptobrevin (gene SYB1). Lineage: Eukaryota; Fungi; Ascomycota; Sordariomycetes; Hypocreales; Nectriaceae. Gene Ontology annotation, cellular component: plasma membrane; SNARE complex. Bases 1 to 393 code for a protein of 130 amino acids. Gene Ontology annotation, biological process: vesicle fusion; vesicle-mediated transport. The record is from RefSeq and is a predicted model, not a curated record. Gene Ontology annotation, molecular function: syntaxin binding; SNAP receptor activity. The transcript has 3 exons.